Molecule: messenger RNA, 156 nt
Organism: Exophiala aquamarina CBS 119918
Lineage: Eukaryota; Fungi; Ascomycota; Eurotiomycetes; Chaetothyriales; Herpotrichiellaceae
Exons: 1
Coding region: 1-156 (51 amino acids)
Source: RefSeq, a predicted model, not a curated record
AUGAGACCGUCGGGCUGUGGGACGCGAGCACGGGCCAAGAACUCCACAAAUUCGAGGAUAUAUCGUCUAUCACAAAAAUCAAAUUUACAAUCGGCAAUAAGACUUUACUCACUAAUCGAGGAGCUCUAUCCAUCGACGAUCGAAUACUUCUGGUAA